Messenger RNA from Grosmannia clavigera kw1407, 3402 nucleotides. RefSeq names its product conserved serine-proline-rich protein. NCBI's taxonomy places the organism in Eukaryota, Fungi, Ascomycota, Sordariomycetes, Ophiostomatales, Ophiostomataceae. The transcript is spliced from 2 exons. The coding region runs from base 1 to 3402 and encodes 1133 amino acids. The record is from RefSeq and is a predicted model, not a curated record.
AUGUCUGCCAAGUCCAAGAUCAAUCCCCUCAAUGGGCAGCAUACGGCUGGCAUCUUCUCCGACCCGAGUAUCGACGGGCCGCAGAUUGGCACUCUCGUGCUCGUGGUCGACCGGGCGAAGAAUCUGCCCAACCGGAAGACCAUUGGCAAGCAGGACCCCUAUUGUGCUGCUCGUCUGGGCAAGGAGGCCCGGAAGACGGCCACGGACAUUCCUGGCGGACAGACUCCGAAAUGCAUGUUCACAGGGACCAAGAGCUACGCUUCAUCGUGCACGAUUCCCCUGACUACUACCAGCUCAAGAUCUCCAUCUUUUAGCGACGACAAGAAGACGGAGCUGAUUGGCGAGAACUGGGUUGAUCUGCGCGAUAUCAUUGUUCCGGGCGGUGGCCAGAGUGACCAAUGGGAAACCCGCAACCCCCGUGGCAAGCAGGCCGGUGAGCUCCGCAUGGAGAUUACGUUCUAUGACAGCCCCGGGAGGCCGGCCGGGACGCCGGCCGGACCGGCAUCGACGGCAUCGUCGCAGCUGGCGGCACCAGCAAUGAUAACUGCUGUCUCCGCUGCAGCGACUGUGCCCACAUCCAGCAGCUCAUUGAGUGGUCCAAGAGCACGGCCACUACCGGAGAUGACUGGACCAUCACGAGGAGUUCCGAAGCGGCGACCACUCCCAUCAGACCCCGUCGUGGGCCAUGCUUCACACCCCCCCCCUGAACCAGCACCACAGCCUGCACAACAGCCUGUGCCGGUGCCGCAAUCGGCCGUAGCCGUGGCACAACUCUCCGACGCCACACAAACACCGUCGCGUCAGCUGAACCCUUCGGCAGCAUAUAAUACCAACCAGCUAUCUCAGCCUCUCGGCCAAUACAACACUCCUCCCCAGCCUUCACCCCAUCAACACCAACAUCAACAGCAGCAGCCACCGCUGCUACUACCACAAUCACAGCCUGCAGUAUCGACAUUACAAAUGUCUCCCACACGAUACCAAGAGUAUCGUGAUCAGGGUUCGUACGGCUCUGCUAUCACCAAUGGCCCGGUAGCAGACAGCGGGUAUGAGAGCACCCCGUCUGAUGGUCACCAGCACCAAUCCUACCAGCGCUACCAGCACCACCAUGCACAAUCGCUGGAUCGCUACCAGGCGCCAUCUCACUACGGCAGCCGCGACUUUGGUGGCGACAUGCGAGACCAGCAGCCAUACGACAGCCGUUUUGACAACGCACCUAUACCGGUCUCAGCACCACCUGUAUCUGCUUCAUACGAGGAGACCAACAUGGUAGCACCUGUCGGCGAUCGUCCACCGCCUCCUCCCGUCCACAGAAGCAGGAACAACAGCAGCGGCGCCGUGGAGUCCGGAUAUCGCAACAGCUUCAACUCGUCUACUGUGAAAGGAACGCCACCCCAGACAAUUCGCCAUGACGUGCUGCGCAGCGAGGCCCAUCGACACUCCAUAUCGUCGGCCUAUCCAGGCCGUCCGAUUUACCGGCCAGUUGAAUCGGGCACAUCUCCCACCGUUUCCGCAGCAGUCUCCCCGGUCGACAGAUCGACGUACGGCUCAGCCGUCACGGAUCCCUUCUACCAGCCAUCGCCACCUCGCCAUCGAGCCUACGACUCCGCCUAUGAUGCACAGCCGUACUCGACCGAAGAGGCGAACAACGGGGUGGGUCCCCUCGUGCCGGCGUCGUUUCAGCAGAACACAUCUCGCCAGCCGCCACAGCAGCCACAACAACAGUCGGGCUACGAAUACUCCGAGCCCGACUACAACCACAACAAGGCGCCCAGUCCAUCACCUCUCAGCCUGGCUAGUCACCGAGGCGCCAGCCCAGCUGCUGCUGCUGCUUCAGGCUAUGCGCCCUCCACGCCUACACACUAUCGAAAUGGCGAGUCGAUGAGUUUUGCAGGAUCUGUGUCGCCUUCCCCAAUGCAGCAGCGAGACAAUAGGACGAGUCCGGCCCCGCCACCUGGGUCUGGGUACAGCGCCUAUGAUGCUCCCGCGGCCGAGGAGCGGUACCAGGGUUACCACAGCGAUCUGGAUGGCGCCCCGCACGAAGAUGACAUGGGCGUCGACUCCUUUGAAGUCAUGCCGGUACCGGCCUCUCUGGUCCCAGGUGUCGAUCCCGGGCUUGCACUGGAGCUUCGAUCUCGUAUCCACCAGGAGGACCGGCGCAGCGAGCAGCGUCGUUACACCAUCCAGCAACAACCGAUGGAUAUACCUGCUCGUGGGAGGCAGAUGACUGCUCGAGCAUCUAGCUUUGGCCAGGAGGAUGCUGCUCGGAUGUACACCGCACCACAAGGGAGCUACAAUGAGGGAGGAUACGGUGGUCGGACGUACGAUGCGCCACCACAGGCGCGGUCGAGGUACGAGCGAAGUCCAGGGCCGUAUUCAUCGGGAGCGGCGUCGCCGGCGCCACCGGUGCCUGCGGCACACUCGCCGAACCCGCGGCACACGAUCAAGCGCAAGUCCGUCAGUCCUGCACCACCACCUGCGCCAGCGAGUGGGACGGAGAGCCGCCGACUUUCCGGCAUUCCGUUUGGUCCCGACUCCUAUGAUGAGCUCAACCCGACGGUGGCGGCGACGAUCGACCCAACGCGUUCAGAUUUUAACGAGGCCACAGGCAAGAUCGUCUCGUACGACGGCCGCGAGAUCGACCCGUCCGACCACCUGCCCAUGAAUACGUGGGCACCCGAGCCCGAGGCAAAGCCGACGAAGCCGACAGGUGCGGCCGGGACGUUGUCCUCAGAGGGGGCGGUGCCGUCAGGAAGGCGUCAGCUGCGGAUUGCUGGCCGACCGCAAGCGGCUGCCAACAACACAGGCAUUACUUUUAGCUCAGGAAAUAAUGCUCCGGUUGCGCCGGCGUCACGGAACCGUCUGCAGAAAAAGACCAGCCGGCAGAGCCCGCCGACAGUGCCGACGGUCAGCAGCAGCAGCAGCGGCGGCGGAAACAUGAGCAUGGCGAUGACAAUCUCGUCCCAGUCACAGAACGCAAGCCCUCUGGCGCCGCUGUCCCACCCUCGCCAACAGGACAACUUCACGCCACCACGCGGGCUGCCGCGAGCAAACACGUAUGAUGGGGCCAGUGAAAACCACGCACCGGCGAUGGCCUUGUAUGGCGGCAGCCCUGGGAGAAGCGGCUUUGGGGCACCGGCUCCACCGGUCCCCGCCAAAGUACCAAUGGGAAGCGGCAGCAUCGCGGGCUAUGGUGGCGGCGGGCAUAGGGGCAUCGGCAGCAGCGAGCGGGACCGGAGCCCGGCAAUGAGUGGUGCUCUGCCAAUGCCGAUUCCCGAGUCACGUGCCUUGCCUUGGGAACCCUACUCCGCAGGGCCAUCGGGCGAGGUGGCUCUGAUGGAAGAGAUGAGCCGGAUCGACCUUGGGAGUGGACGAGCCCGGAGGCACCAUGGCCGUCAAUACUAG